Nicotiana tabacum (common tobacco) is the source of this 1643-nucleotide messenger RNA. Its product is annotated as transcription factor UNE10-like. The record is from RefSeq and is a predicted model, not a curated record. Gene Ontology annotation, cellular component: nucleus. Lineage: Eukaryota; Viridiplantae; Streptophyta; Magnoliopsida; Solanales; Solanaceae. Gene Ontology annotation, molecular function: protein dimerization activity.
CUUCUUGUUUGGCUUUAGAGAUGAACCAGUGUGUACCCAGCUGGGAUCUAGAAAAUUCCCUUCCUCAUCAAAACCUUGCUCUUUCCUCUCACUCUAACUCCAAUAAUUCCUUUGUAACUGAUGUCCCCUGGUUGGAUUAUGAAGUAGCAGAGCUAACGUGGGAAAACGGGCAGCUAGGAAUGCAUGGUUUAGGUCCUCCACGCAUGCCUAAUAAUAAUAAGCCUUUAUUCAAUUCUUAUACAUGGGAUAAUAAGGCACAUGUUGGCGGCACCCUUGAAUCCAUAGUCAACCAAGCCAUUGGCAUCCCUCAUGAUCAUCGGAAGUCCGCCGUAGACGGAGGUGGAGAUAGAGAGGAAGAUCUAGUCCAUUGCUUCGACAAAUGUCUUGUUAACACUCAGGCAAGCACGGCCACAGUCAGUGUGGCCAUGGAUGCCUUGGUGCCAAGUUUUGCACACCCCCAAAAUUUUCACCAAGGUGAGCAACUACCCACACACGUGCCGGGGAUCACCACGUGCUUAAUUGGCGACUCCACGCACGUGAUAUCACGCAGCGGUGACGUCAACAGAACGGAUGGGGAGAUGUCGCGUGCGAAAAUAGGAGCUUCCAGCUAUGAGGAGAUAUCAAAAGACUUGGAGAUCACCGAGUAUUUUGGAAAGCAAGAGGUUAAGAACUUGAUCAACGAGAGACACAUCGAUGCAGUACUGUUAAGAAGCAUGGCUGACCCGAGCAUGAGCCGGAGAGACACAAUUGACACGGGCGAGAGGGAUUUGGUUGCGGAAAGGUUCACAUCUACAUCUGUGAUGUCGACUGAAAACACAAGCUCCGUUAAGAAAUGCACUAGUAAAAGGGUGGACGAACAUGACUCUGUUUGUCACAGUAGAUCUCACAGGCAGGAGACAGGAGAUGGGGAUGAUAAGAGAAAAGGAUCUAAGAUUUCCUCAUUUUCAACAAAGAGGAGUUUGUCUGCUGUUACUCACAACCAAUCUGAACGAAAAAGGAGAGACAAGAUAAACCAAAGGAUGAAGACAUUGCAGAAGUUGGUUCCAAAUUCGAGUAAGACUAACAAGGCAUCGAUGUUGGAUGAAGUGAUAGAAUAUUUGAAGCAACUACAAGCUCAAGUUCAAGCAAUGAGCGGGAUGAAUAACAAUAUGUCUCCAAUGUUGGCAAAUAUGGCAGUGCUGCAGCAGCAACAACAGCUUCAAAUGGCAUCCAUGGGAAUGGGAAUGGCUGGAUUCAUGCAUAUCAAUGGCGCCCUUAUAAGCCGCCCCAACAUUACUGCAAUGCCAAUGCCUUCACUUCUACAUCCCACUGCCUCUAAUUUCAUGCCUAUUGCCUCUGGGGUUAGCCCCGGAGAUCGUAAUAUAAAUGCCGCUUCUCUUGUCCCGGAUCCAUUAGCUGCCUUCCCUACUUGCCAAUCACAGCCAAUGAACAUGGAUGCUUAUAGCAGGAUAGCAGCGUUGUACCAGCAAUAUUUACAGCCCCCUGCGAACCUUGGCUUCAAAAAUUGAGAUAGAGCAGUGUUUCUAAAGUUUGCAAACUUUGGUUGAGCAAUUCGAAUUGCCAGCAUAUUUCAAGUCUAUGGCAACUUGGCCUAUUGUAAAAAGCUUAUUUUAACAUUUGAAUCUGAUGUUCCUGAAACGUGC